Messenger RNA from Closterium sp. Naga37s-1, 912 nucleotides. NCBI's taxonomy places the organism in Eukaryota, Viridiplantae, Streptophyta, Zygnematophyceae, Desmidiales, Closteriaceae. The record is from the annotation of a GenBank genome assembly.
AUGGUAGCGACCGCCGCAAUGAGCGCGAGAGCCGCCAUCACUGCACGCGCCGUCAAUGCUGCCGCACCACGCGCAAUGUCCGCCUCGCCCGCACUUAGCGGCAUGGGUUCGAGAUGCGCCGUGACCGCAGCCGCCUGCUGCCGGCCGCGCCGCUGCUUCCAUGGUGCCGCUGCGCGCCGAUCUCUGCCGGCCCGCGAAGCCGUCAUCGUAGCCGUCUGUCCGCACGAGAACGGACGGUCGAUGCCGCUGGGAACAGGCCGAAGCGGCAAGGCAGCGCAAUUCCCGGCGCGGAUCGCGGGGAUUACGGAGCCACAUAGCCUAAGCACAGCUGCUUCGAGUUACUCUCAAGCAGGAGCGUUGAGCGGUGGAGAACGGUGCAGGACGGUUCGGGUGCGAGCAGAGAAUACAGAGACGGGAGGGGGAAGCGGUGGAGGGGGAAUGGGCGGCGGGGAAGGCGGAAAAGGAGGGGGAGGAGGAGGGGGAGGGGGAGGGGGAGGGGAUGGCAAUGGAGAUAAUAAAAACUCGGUUUGGGGAAUGUACCUACAUUUACUGGACCGCCACCCCCUGGCAGUGAAGGCGGGCACGUCCAUGCUGCUCAACCUGCUGGGAGACCUCUUCUGCCAGCUGGUGGUGGAGGGAGGGCACGGGGUGGAUGCGAGGAGGGCAGCCACCAUCUCCCUGCUGGGGCUGCUGCUAGUGGGGCCCACGCUACACGUCUGGUACUCACUGCUGUUCCGCAUGGUGACAGUGCAGGGCACUCCGGGCACUCUCAUCCGCCUCGCUCUCGACCAGGAGUGGGCCAAGGCGGUGGUGGCCAACUGGAAGGUGUGGAUCCCCUUUCAGUUCCUCAACUUCCGCUUCGUGCCGCUGCACCUUCAGGUCGCAGCAUCCAAUGUGAUCGCGCUGCUGUAG